Molecule: messenger RNA, 3387 nt
Organism: Podarcis raffonei (Aeolian wall lizard)
Lineage: Eukaryota; Metazoa; Chordata; Lepidosauria; Squamata; Lacertidae
Gene: H6PD
Product: hexose-6-phosphate dehydrogenase/glucose 1-dehydrogenase
Exons: 6
Coding region: 270-2648 (792 amino acids)
Biological process (GO): pentose-phosphate shunt, oxidative branch; glucose metabolic process; pentose-phosphate shunt
Cellular component (GO): endoplasmic reticulum
Molecular function (GO): glucose-6-phosphate dehydrogenase activity; NADP binding; 6-phosphogluconolactonase activity
Source: RefSeq, a predicted model, not a curated record
UCAUUUGGAAGAGGAGGAGCCUUCUUGCCCUUCCAAGGAAACCAGAUCAAGAGCGCGCUUCACGUUUGCUGCAAAAUUCGCUUUUCGGGGGCUCCACGCCGCCAGUGGGAGGGAGUCUUUUGUUUACCCUACAGCUGAAUACGGCAGCCAGACUGGUUUUGCAGAUUCUUUCUCACAAGUUUAGAAGACAUAAAGGCAGCAGAACUAGAAAGAAGCUGGUUCCUCAGCAGGUGACUUAUUCCACGGCUUAGCUCUCUGUGUUUCCCAAGAUGCUUUUCAGAGCCAUCUUUGCCCUCAUCUUCCUCUGGGGAGUCCUCCCUUCUGAGACCAAAGAGUCCCGUGGCCACAUCUCUGUGGUCCUCCUGGGUGCCACAGGAGACCUUGCCAAUAAGUACUUGUGGCAAGGACUCUUCCAGCUGUACCUGGACGAGGUGAGCCACGGGCAUAGCUUCACAUUCCAUGGGGCCGCUCAGACAGAGCCUGAGCAAGGGCGGAGGCUGGUCUUUGAACGGCUGAAGUGGCUGGCCUGUCCCUCAGACGUACCCCCAAACAGGUGUGCUGUGUUGAAGGACCAGUUCAUCAGACUGACAGAUUACCACCAGCUCAAGACAGCAGAGGACUACGCCACCCUAAACCGGCAGAUUACGACCACGCUCAGUCAGGAAGGCAUGGAAGAAGCGGGCAGGAUAUUUUACUUCUCCGUGCCGCCGUUUGCCUACGCAGAGAUUGCCCGCCACAUCAACAGCAGCUGCAGGCCGCCGCCAGGGCUGUGGCUACGGGUGGUGCUGGAGAAGCCUUUUGGCCAUGAUCUCAGGUCAGCCCAGGAGUUGGCUGAUGAGCUAAGGACUUUCUUCCGGGAAGAGGAGAUAUACAGGGUGGACCACUACCUUGGCAAACAGGCUGUGGCUCACAUCUUACCAUUCCGAGACCAGAACCGACACCAUUUGGAUCCGAUCUGGAACCGGCAUCAUAUUGAAAGGGUGGAAAUUGUCCUGAAGGAGACAGUGGAUGUGAAGAAUCGCACUGGCUUCUACGAAAAAUACGGGGUCAUCCGCGACAUCCACCAGAACCACCUCACUGAGAUCUUAAUGUUCCUCGCCAUGGAGCUCCCAGCAAAUAUCAGCAGCUCCGAAGACGUCAUCCGGAGCAAGUUGCAGGCUUUCACGUCGCUCCAGAGCCCAGAGAUAACAAGCGCUGUCAUUGGCCAGUACAUGGCAUACAACAGCCACGUGAGGGAGGAGCUUCAGAAGGGGCAGGACUACUUCAGCAGGACUCCAACCUUCGCAGGUGUGCUGGUUCACCUGGACAACCUCCGCUGGGAAGGGGUCCCUUUCAUCCUCGCCUCCGGGAAAGUCCUGGAUGAACGGAUCAGCUAUGUACGCAUCCUCUUCAAGAACCGGGCCUACUGCACCCAGAAUGAAACAAUGUGGGACCCCGAGAGCAGCCAGUGCAAGCCCAGGCAGAUCAUCUUCCACAUCGGGCAGGGAGAGCUGAACUCGCCCGCCAUCCUGGUCAGCCGCAAUCUCUUCAAGCCCACCAUGCCAGACAGCGGCUGGAAGGAAGUCCGCGACCGCCCCCAGCUGCGCAUCUUUGGACAGCCCCUCUCUGAUUACUACGUCUACGUCCCCGUAGCGGAGAGGGACGCCUACUCAGUCCUGAUCUCCAGGAUCUACUCUGGCAAGAAAGAGUCCUUCAUCACUGUGGAGAACCUGCUGGCAUCCUGGGCGUUUUGGACGCCACUACUGGACGGGUUGUCUAGCCAGGUCCCGCGUUUGUACCCAGGGGGGCGGGAGAACGAGCAGCUCCUGGAUUUUGAGAUGGUGGGCAGGGAAGUGUCCUUCGUGGCGAAAGAGACCAUUGAACUGAUGGACGCAAGGGACGAACAAACCCCGGACAAGUACAAGACUAUCCAGUCCAGGUUUCGGCAAAGCCAGCUGAUCACCGCUUGGUCGGAGGAACUGAUCAACCGGCUGGCAUCGGACAUCGAAGCGACGGCGGCAAGUGCCGUCCAGAGGUCCGGGGAGUUCCACAUGGCGCUCUCGGGCGGGUCGAGCCCCCUGGCUUUGUUCCGGCAGCUGGCUACGCGUCACUACGGUUUCCCAUGGAGGCAGACCCACCUGUGGCUGGUGGAUGAGCGCUGCGUCCCUCUUACUGACCUGGAGUCCAAUUUUGGCACCCUGCAUGAGCAGCUGCUCCGCCACGUCCGAGUCCCCUACUUCAACAUCCACCCCAUGCCGGUGCACCUCAACCGGAGGCUCUGCGUGGAAGAGGACAAGGGCCCCGAGCUGUACGCCAACGAGAUCGCCGCCCUGGUGACCAACUCCAGCUUCGACCUGGUGCUGCUGGGGGUGGGUGCCGAUGGGCACACGGCCUCGCUCUUCCCGCACUCACCCGUGGGCCUCGAGGGGAGCCAGGGCGUGGUCUUCACCGAGAGCCCAGUCAAGCCGCACCAGCGCAUGACCCUCACCUUGCCGCUCAUCAACAAGGCCAAGCGGGUGUCGGUGCUGGUGAUGGGGAAGGGCAAGCAUGACAUUGUGACAGUAGUCAGCAGGGUGGGGCACGAACCCAAGAAAUGGCCCGUCUCCGGAGUCAGCCCCAGCUCUGGCCAGAUAGCAUGGUACGUGGACUAUGAGGCACUGCUUGGAUGAUGCCCCGGUAGUUCUGCCUUCACCUCCUCUCCCUCCCCCUUUGCCUGUCUUGGCAUUCAGGAUAUCGGGCAGCUGUUGCAGCUGUCUUCAGGAAAAUUCUUCUGUCUGGUGGCAGGGAGUUCCACUGGCUGUUAAUGAGACUGUAUUUUUAUUUUUGUUUAAAGAAAGAUCUGUAGACCAAGGCCUGUCUGAUAACCUGCUACUUCUGACAACAGCUGGCCUUAUUUCACCAUUGGCCCGCAAACUUAAAAGCAGGAUGUGACAAGCCCUUCAGGUAUGUCCCUGAUGUGCUACACUGCCACCGUGCGCAGAAGAUCCAUUUAGACAUCAUGGCUCAUAGCCCUUGAUCAACCCAUUCUACCCUGUGGGAUUUGUCUAAUCCUGUUUUGUUUGGGAUUUUUAAAGCUGUCUGUGCUGAUGCCUGUUCCCACAUCUUGGGGCUGUGAGUUCCAUCGGUUAACGAUUGGGACCUGUGAGCUUAUGAGUGGUGGCUUUAAGAGCCGAGAUGUCCUCCUGGCUCUUUCUUCUGCCGUGCUCAAGUCUCUUCACUGCUGUGUGCCUCACUUUCCCCUCUCCUCUAGAGGAAAAGGAGGGGGGUCUCACAAAUGCCCUAAAACAUCCACAGUGGAAAUCUUUGUUUAAAUAGCCCAUUGGAAAUUUGUAGGUUUUGGCUCCUGGUAAAUGGCUCCACGGUGCAUCUCUCCAUAUAUAGAUAUAAAUAUAUAAAAGAUAGUGUGUG